Molecule: messenger RNA, 507 nt
Organism: Rhopilema esculentum
Lineage: Eukaryota; Metazoa; Cnidaria; Scyphozoa; Rhizostomeae; Rhizostomatidae
Source: RefSeq, a predicted model, not a curated record
AUGGAGCGAGCUUUCACGGAGCAAAAUAGCGAGAUCGUCACCAACAACAACAACAAUGGUACUAUGCCAAGUGAUAAAAUCGAGAAACUGAUUAAGUUGCAAUUACUAAAAUACUCCAGACGCAGGCGGCUGAAAUCUAAGACAGGAUUUUAUUUAGAGAUACGGGAUGAUGGCAGUGUGAUGGGUACCAAAGACCCCAAGAGUCCUUACACAGCGUUGCAAGUGAUGUCAAUUGGGUCUGAUAUGCUGGCAAUAUGGGGUACUGAGGCAGAGCUAUACUUGUCCGCUGGUGUUGAUGGGAACCUGAAGACGUCAGGCCAUGAAGGAAGACAGUGUGUCUUUAUUGAAUCUCUAGGGCCUGAUUUUUUUAGCAUCUAUGAAUCAUAUCACUCGGUGUAUGUUGGAGAGCCAAGGUGUCUGAUCGUGAAUGAAAGAGGAGAGUUAGAACUUAAUGAGCAGGGUGUCUUGCCUGGUGAUAAUGGACACUUCAUGUGGGAGAUAAACUGA